GGCGGGCUCCGGGCCGGAAUUGGGGGUGAAGCUCUAGCGUUGUGCCCACAUUCGGGGCGCGCGGAGCCGAGGGGUCCCUGGGGGGGCGCCCGGAGCUAAGAUGGCGUCCGCAGCCGAGGGGGACGUGGGAGCGGUGGUGGAGCUGGCAGGAGUGCUGCGGUGGGUUCUCCAGGAGCUGAGCCUUAACAAGUUGGCGACGUCCCUGGGCGCGUCAGAACAGGCGCUGCGGCUCAUCCUCUCCAUCUUCCUAGGUUACCCCUUGGCUUUGUUUUAUCGGCGUUACCUUUUCUACAAGGAAAGCUACCUCAUCCACCUCUUCCACACCUUUACCGGCCUCUCAAUUGCUUAUUAUAACUUUGGAACCCAGCUCUAUCACUCCCUGCUGUGCGUCGUGCUUCAGUUUCUCAUCCUCCGGCUGAUGGGCCGCACCAUCACUGCCGUCCUCACUACCUUUUGCUUCCAGAUGGCCUACCUUCUUGCCGGAUAUUAUUACACAGCCACUGGCAACUACGAUAUCAAGUGGACGAUGCCACAUUGUGUCCUGACCUUGAAGCUGAUCGGUCUGGCCGUGGACUACUUUGACGGAGGGAAAGAUCAGAAAUCCUUGUCCUCUGAGCAACAGAAAUAUGCCAUACGGGGUGUCCCUUCCCUGCUGGAAGUUGCUGGUUUCUCCUACUUCUAUGGGGCCUUCUUGGUGGGGCCCCAGUUCUCAAUGAACCACUACAUGAAGCUGGUGCAGGGACAGCUGACUGACAUACCAGGGAAGAUACCAAACAGCACCAUACCUGCUCUCAAGCGCCUGAGUCUGGGCCUUUUCUACCUAGUGGGCUACACCCUGCUCAGCCCCCACAUCACAGAAGACUAUCUCCUCACUGACGACUAUGAAAAUCUCCACUUCAUGUUCCGCUGCAUGUACAUGCUGGUCUGGGGCAAGUUUGUGCUAUACAAGUACGUCACCUGUUGGCUCGUCACGGAAGGGGUGUGCAUUCUGACGGGCCUGGGCUUCAAUGACUUUGACGAACACGGAAAGGCCAAGUGGGAUGCUUGCGCCAACAUGAAGGUGUGGCUCUUUGAAACAAACCCCCGCUUCACUGGUACCAUCGCCUCUUUCAACAUCAACACCAACGCCUGGGUGGCUCGUUACUUCUUCAAACGACUCAAGUUCCUUGGAAAUAAAGUACUAUCCCAGGGUCUCUCUUUGCUGUUCCUGGCCCUCUGGCAUGGCCUCCACUCAGGUUACCUGGUCUGCUUCCAGAUGGAAUUCCUCAUUGUUAUUGUGGAAAGACAGGCUGCCAGCCUGAUUCAAGACAGCCCAACCCUGAGCAGCCUGGCUUCUAUUACUGUCCUGAAACCUUUCUACUACCUGGUGCAGCAGACCAUCCACUGGCUCUUCAUGGGUUAUUCCAUGACUGCCUUCUGCCUCUUCACGUGGGACAAAUGGUUUAAGGUGUAUAAAUCCAUCUAUUUUCUUGGCCACGUCUUCUUCUUGAGUCUACUGUUCACAUUGCCUUAUGUUCGAAAAGCAAUGGUGCCGAGGAAAGAGAAGUUAAAGAAAAUGGAAUAAUCUAUUUCCCUGGUGGCCUAGAGCAGGACUGGUGCAGAAAUGACUCGCCUCCCUUCCACAGCACUCCUUCGCCCCAGAACACAGAGCACAGAAGCCAGGGAGCAGGAGGACAGGGCUCCCCAGCUGUGCCUCUGCUGCCAGCCGCAUCUCCAUUUGGGGCCAAAGGGGAAACUCUCAUGGGAGGAGUAGAGGGGCCCACGUCUCCCCUCUGGGCUCCCCCAUGCACGUUGCCUUAUCUCUUCCCCCUCUAGCCAGGAACCUGUUGUAUUUUUCUUCUGCCAAUUUACUACGAUUGUACGUGUGCCGCCACCUCCGCCCCCCAUGGGGGAGGGGAGGGCAAGGCCCCGCCUGCUCCACUUUUCUACCUUGGACUGUACCACAUAAAGUCACUUCAGUUUGUUCAGUUUUUCA
Messenger RNA from Phacochoerus africanus (Common warthog), 1975 nucleotides. RefSeq names its product lysophosphatidylcholine acyltransferase 3 (gene LPCAT3). The coding region runs from base 101 to 1564 and encodes 487 amino acids. Gene Ontology annotation, biological process: phosphatidylcholine biosynthetic process; lipid modification. Lineage: Eukaryota; Metazoa; Chordata; Mammalia; Artiodactyla; Suidae. Gene Ontology annotation, molecular function: 1-acylglycerophosphocholine O-acyltransferase activity; lysophospholipid acyltransferase activity. The record is from RefSeq and is a predicted model, not a curated record. Gene Ontology annotation, cellular component: membrane. The transcript has 13 exons.